UGUCAGAGGACCAAAGUGGCAUAGUACUCCCGCAGAAUGUUCCUACCGGUUCUGUGCACCUUGUUGCUGUGGGGAUCAGCGUUUUCUUACACAACUGUCACAAUCUACAACGAGUGGCUCUCCCAGGGUGGACAUGUCCACUAUGAACUUGAAAGAUGGAACAAAAUCAAUGGGCUCACGCAAGGGAACCUAAUUCCAAAAUGUAAAUCAAUCGGGACAGCUGCUGGGCGUUGGCUGAACAGAGACCUCAAUGAUAACCUCAUUCCAAAUUGGCCAGAGAGUCCUAGUCACUCUGGGUACCCAGACCCCAGCUAUCUCCAGGACCAUACACUUCAGUCAAAGACUUGGGCGACGUAUAUGCGACAACUAAAUGGCUAUGGGAGUGCCAUCGACAACAUGGUCUGGAACAUAAAAGGUCUGAGCUGGCCCGACUGGAUCAAUAAGUCUCGUCAUGAAGGUCAGUUCCCAAACAACGUUGAUGCUGCAGCAGAAUUUGUGUCGCUGAUGGUUCAGAGUGCUAAAGACUACACAGGAGGGCGCCUUCCUUACACAUUUGAAGUCAUCAAUGAACCUGACUGGGUCGAAAAGAUUAUUGACCAACAAACCAACAUAGAUUUCCACAAGGCCGUUGCCCAAAAGCUGAAAUCAAGAUUUGGAAUGAAAGUUGCUGGACCAACCUACACCAGUAUGGCUUUACGACAAGCAGAUGAAAAUAACUUCAGCUACUGGAAGAGAACUGCUAAGUUUAUGGACAUGACGCUUGAUCAUUUGGACUUUUUCUCUUUCCAUUCCUACAGUUAUCUGCGUGUGUCAGGUGGAAACUAUGCACGUUUUGGCAUCAACGAAGCUCGUCUGGUCGCUUCUAUUGACAUGGUGGAGAAUUACUCCCAUCUCAAGAAAGGCAAAAAUGUUCCGUUAGUUGUCAGUGAGUUUGGUAGAGGAAAUGUGUUCGGAGCUUCCCCCGGUUUCGAAAAUGGAAUGAUUGACUUUGAGACCAUUUAUCAACCCAAUGGUUUCAUGUUUACUUUCCUUAACUUGAGAGAGUUUAUCGAAAUAGUUUUAGUUUUUCUGCACGGAAAUGUUCAAUAUCCGGGUCAUCCCACCCUACGGGAUUCCCUAUUUACAAAAGAUGGUCAUGCUCUUAACAUGACGAAAUAUUUCACGUUCUGGACAAACUUUGUUUAUGAUCAAAAGUUUCUUCGUGUUUCAAGUCAAUACAGUGGACGAGAAAGAACAGUUGCACCUCUUGCCCUAGCAAACCCUCUCACCAAAGAGGUGGUAGUUCUUCUCCACAACUAUGACCGUAAGUGGCAAAAUGUAAAACUGGACUUCUCUAACAGUUGGGUCAGUCCUUCCACUGGUGAUGAAACAUGCGUUCUUUUCGAAAAUGGUAAUCCAGCUAUUCAUCCCAAUUACCAUUUCAACAUAUCUAAGGAUCAUGGUUCCGUCGGACUGCCUGGAUCGUCAACCUGCUUCUACACGUUUAAAACCAACUACAACAUUGACAGAAUGCCCACGUGCAACCAAAGCACAUACUAUGGCAAAGACAUGGUCAUUCCUAUCAGCAAUGGACAUGCACAGACAACCGUCUAUCUACCUAGCUCUGGCUACAACUCUGCGCAUCUUAGGGUGGGAGUUAGCUGCGACAAGAAUGCCAAUGCAAAACCCAAGGCAGUUGUGUUCAAUGGCCAGACAUUGUCUUCAAGCUACAUGCUGUUUGAUUCUAUGAAGACCGACGGGAAAACCAAAUGGAACGUGUGGGUUUUCAUGGUCCCUGAAACACAGGUUCUUACAACAAACAACGUCAACAUGACCUUUGAUGGAGACGGUGGUCAUGUGUCAUCUGUUGCCCUCAUUGUCGGAAAAAUAUAGGGAUAACACUUCCCCCUCAAUGGCGGUUCUUAUGAAUGAAACUCCUGUAGAUGGCUUCAUGACACUGAAAAGAAUAAAUCCGUAUGUGUAUUGUGAUGAGGUA
Molecule: messenger RNA, 1975 nt
Organism: Haliotis rubra (blacklip abalone)
Lineage: Eukaryota; Metazoa; Mollusca; Gastropoda; Lepetellida; Haliotidae
Product: beta-porphyranase A-like
Exons: 3
Coding region: 37-1872 (611 amino acids)
Source: RefSeq, a predicted model, not a curated record